AGGAUGGUUCCAGAAGAAGAAAUUUUAAGGGAUAAAGAGGAAAUACGUGAUCUUAAAGACAGAUUAAAAUUCAUAGAGGCGAAAGUGGCAUUCCUUUUAUCCCAACAAUCAGAUACUUGUUCUUCACAAGUUAAAGAGAUUGCUGGUGACAUAAUUUUGAAGAGAUCAAGUACAUCAGAUAAUAGUAGAGAUGGCAAAGGUGCAAGUGCAUCGGAGCAGCAAGGAUUUCAAGCUACUGAGACUGCCCAACCUCGCAAGCGACGCCGCCUUCGAAAAAGUUUUGGACAGACUAAAUGUGGGGAUGAAACUCAUCUAAAAUAAUCAUAGACGGUAUGUUAUUUUACUGCAAGAGUUAUCAUUAUAAUGCAUUAAAUUUUUUAUAAUUUUAAAUAUAAGCAAAUCAAAUAAUUUUUUUGGAUCAAAAUGGGUCAAAUACAUGCUCUGCCUUUGUUAAACCUAUGCUUUUUAGUUGAUUUGUUAAACCUGUGCUUUUUAAAUUAAAUGUUCACUUAGAA
Ananas comosus (pineapple) is the source of this 515-nucleotide messenger RNA. RefSeq lists its product as uncharacterized. NCBI's taxonomy places the organism in Eukaryota, Viridiplantae, Streptophyta, Magnoliopsida, Poales, Bromeliaceae. The record is from RefSeq and is a predicted model, not a curated record. The transcript is spliced from 4 exons. The coding region runs from base 4 to 321 and encodes 105 amino acids.